Molecule: messenger RNA, 2454 nt
Organism: Aspergillus alliaceus
Lineage: Eukaryota; Fungi; Ascomycota; Eurotiomycetes; Eurotiales; Aspergillaceae
Product: Zn(II)2Cys6 transcription factor
Exons: 7
Coding region: 1-2454 (817 amino acids)
Biological process (GO): regulation of DNA-templated transcription; DNA-templated transcription
Molecular function (GO): DNA binding; DNA-binding transcription factor activity, RNA polymerase II-specific; zinc ion binding
Source: RefSeq, a predicted model, not a curated record
AUGCCACUACGAUCCUCGGCAUCAUCUAAACCCAUCCGUAAACAUGUCACAACAGCCUGCAAUCCCUGCCGCGAAGGCAAGGUGAAAUGCGACGGUGUUACCCCGGUUUGCAGGAACUGUCGGGCGAAGGGGAAGAGCUGUAGUUAUCGGCAGACUAGCGAUAAGCGCAAAGUCCCCCUGCGAGUCACGAUCCAUGUCCUUGCGCAGAGAAUCAAUCGACUCUCGCGCUAUAUCCAGGACCAGGGCCUGCAGGUGCCGCAGAUGGAGGAGAGUGAUUAUCUGACUAUCAAGGACAUUUUUGAGACGAUUGAGCUGAAACUUGACGAUGCACCUUGUAAUGACAGGGACAAAGAUACUGAAAUGGCCGCGGCCUCAGUCUCCCACGGUGGCUUUGAGGAUGCUCUGAUACCCGAAAAUCACUCUAGGGGCGAUGGGACUUUUGAUCUACAGGCGCCGUUGACUGGAGCGGCUGGUGCGGGGACUGUGGAUGCCCAGGAGCUGUUACCACCGGUAGGAUCGUCAGAAUUGCACUCAGCGCAUUCACGGACACCAGAGGACACCUCACAACUGCAUUAUUAUGGCACCGGAAUGAAUAUAUCUUCUGCUCCUGCUCUGGAUGAUUCCUCGCCAAACGCGGCGUCUGCACUGCUCGAGCUGGCGGAUGCAGGCCUCUACCAUAGUACGGCGCCCAUUGGACGGGGUGAAGAAAGCGCACCGCAUCCAGAGAAUAACGCUGACGAAGAGGAGGAGGAUGAAGUCACAAACCAACUUUCGUGUCGGUUAGGGAAACUCCAGGUAACGCAUGAUGGGCGGCUGCGGUAUUUUGGGUCCACGUCGAACUUCACGUUACUGGAUAUACUGGUUGAUGCUGCGCCUUCGUGCCAAAUUUCGUCUCAGCGAGCGACGCAGGACAUGCUAGAGGAUGCGGGACUUGGACUGAAAGUAGACGAAUCUCUUGAGACGCAUCUGCUUCAGUUAUAUUUUACCUGGCACGGCCCUUGUUUGCAUGCCGUAGAUGAGGAGAUAUUUUGGAGGUCGAGGGCGCAGAAGAGCAAUAAUGAUGGGGUUGACUCGCCAUAUUAUUCUCGUACGUUGUCUGAUGCAAUGUGUGCGAUCGGUGCUAAGUAUGAGCCAAAAUAUCACCCCGACCUUGUGACCUACCCACGAUCCCUGGCCGAGUUUUUCAGUGAUAGAGCAAAGAUUUCACUCGAGUCAGAGUUAGAGAACCCUUCCCUCACGACGGUACAGGCGCUGGUUAUCUUGGGUGCAUAUGAAGCGUCGUGUACGAGGGACACGAGAGGCUGGCUGUAUAGUGGGAUGGCAAUGCGGCUCGCCUUUGACCUUGGAUUGCACCUUGAUAUGGCUCCUUAUGUGGGAAGGGGUACUAUUUCGUGUAAGGAUUACGAUGUCCGCCGAAUAACCUUCUGGGCCGUCUACAUGAGUGAGCAAUUCUGGGGUUACUAUCUAGGUCGACCGACUCGGAGCCCGAUGGAUGGAGUCACUGUGCCAAAGCCUGACAGGGACAGUCACCUUCCUCCGAUGAAGUGGAAGCCGUAUGGCUCUCCGUAUCUAUCCAUGAAUAUGGCCAACCUCCCGAAUCCGCUGGGGCCAAUGUGCUACCAGUGGGUUUCAUUGUAUGAUUACAUGUUACCACUUACGAACAUUUUAUACGGCUGUUGUGAGAUAUCGAAACAUCAGCUUCAAGAGCUUACCUCCAAUACAGUGGAGAAGUUGAGACUAUGGAAGGCAAAUCUCCCACCGGAGCUGAAAAUCCACGAGAAGCCAGAUUUUCCACAGCCGCUACCUCAUGUUCUGGCUCUUCACAUGCAAUACCACCAAUUGAUGAUCCACUGCCACCGCCCAUAUAUCUCCCGGCACCAUAUCCAACCACAACCACCCCAAGGCCCAGGCUCCUCGCAUGCCCGCAUGAUGUGCAUGGAAUCAGCCAUUGCCAUUGCCCAAACUCUGGCACUAUAUGAGCGAUACUAUAGCUUCCGGCGGGCCAACUUCCAAGUCGUGUCCUUCAUCUUCUCUGCCGCGCUGAUCCUCAUAUUUGCUAUAGUCCCAACACGGCAAUAUGAACAUGACCGGGAAUUGGUGGCUUAUUUAAGUACCUGUUUUCGCGCGCUUGACGAAAUGGGCAGCCAGUUCGAAAAUGCGAACCGGACGAGUACCUUCUUGAAUACGCUGCAGCGGGAAUGGCAGGCUUGUCAGCGGAGUAGGAUGGCCCGCGGCGUGAAGAGGAAGUUUGAUAUUCAUCGUGAGCCGUGGAAAGAUAUUCUUGCCAACCAAACUCAAAGCCUGCAGGGCUCUGCGGCCAGCGCGGGGUUCUGCGCUGAUAUGCGACCUGGCGUCGAUUCCACGGUAGAAGGCUCCUUGUACUCUGUCGAUUUCAUGGAGCCUGAUCUAUGCAAUAUUCUGCUCAGCGAAGGCAUUCCUCGAGCGUUUGUGUAG